UCUAUGACAAUAGUUGUAUGACGUCACACCGAACCAUUACCGAAGUUUGCCCGCCAUUCUCCACCGCGAGAUCUGUGCAGUACCCGCCGCAGUGUGUCUGUUCGCGGAUCGGGGGCGGCCGUUUGGAGUGUGUAUCCGUUUUCUCAACCCGACGGCUGGCAGUAAAGCUGCUUCGACAUCAGCGACAGCGCCGACGCUUUAAGCACAAUGUCCGACGCAAACCAGGACCCCAAGCCCGAAGGCGACUGCGAAUACAUCAAAUUGAAGGUGGUAGGCCAGGACGGCAACGAGAUCCACUUUAAGGUGAAGAUGACCACGCAAAUGGGGAAAUUGAAGAAAAGUUACAGUGAGAGAGUUGCGAUGUCGGUGUCCUCCCUCCGCUUCUUGUUUGAUGGCAAGCGCAUCAGUGAUGACGAGACGCCGAAGCAGUUGGAGAUGGUGAACGACGACGUAAUCGAGGUGUACCAGGAACAGACGGGUGGGCUGCGGAUAGGAGCAGCCUCUCUACCACAUUCUUGAGUCGUCAAGAUUCCUCUUGCGUGCGCGCUCACACAUACACACCAACGUUCACCAAUCAUUAUUACCAUCAAAUAAAUCCCUCUCAUUUUCAGUGAAGUCUCGAGUAUGAAGCGCGAGUGGUUAAGGUAGUGCAACGUUGAGUGCGACGCUGCCCAAGAUUUGGCCGAGGCUGCCGCUUGUGUUGGUUUAGUAUGGAUGGACCAGUAGAUGUAAAGUAAUCAUCGUUAAUUUACUUUUUUGGCGAGCACUUACCAAUAAUCUUCAUAAUUUUAUUGUAUGGCUAAUCUCAAAAUAUCCUAGCGUAGGCUCACUUUUGUGGAUUCUGCUAUGGCCGGUAGACUUUUCCCAUAUGCCUGUAUGUACAUGAAGGCAGCCCUUGAACGAGAUUUUCUUCAGCAGCGUGUGGAAACCUCCCACGUCCGCCAAGAGAUAAUUUAGGCCUACUCGAUACUGCCUGGAGGUCCACAUAAUUGCCACCCAGAAAAAUGUAAAUUGCAUUGUAGCAUGUUAUAGCAUUCGUUCAUUGUCUCGUAUGUUCAUCUUAGUCGUCAUCACGCUGUGUAGUUUGUGCAUGCACCCUCAUCUGCACAUCCUGGCAGCUGAAAUAAAGGGAUGACUGCACUGCAUUAGCCCAAAA
This is a messenger RNA of Rhipicephalus microplus (southern cattle tick), 1156 nucleotides long. Its product is annotated as small ubiquitin-related modifier. The record is from RefSeq and is a predicted model, not a curated record. Gene Ontology annotation, molecular function: protein binding. Lineage: Eukaryota; Metazoa; Arthropoda; Arachnida; Ixodida; Ixodidae.